AUGGCGCCAUCCAAGGCUCGUGAACCAGCAAUGGAAGACGCGGAACUGUCCUCCGCAGAAUCUGGGCCAGGUUCAGAAUCUGAAACCGAAAAUGAAAAGAAUGACGAACAGCCGCGGGCAACCAAGCGAAGAAGAUUAUCAACGUCCUCCGACGAUUCAUAUGUUGCGCCAGCACCGCUUCCUACACUUUCACGAAUAAAGAAGAAGGACACAGCGACUGCGGAUAAGGCAGCAGAGGCUGAGGCGCCAGUUUCGAGUCGAGAUGCUUUGGAGAUUGGACUUCAGACGACUACUUCGAGUUUCGAGUCGCUCGAGGUUGCGCCGUGGCUAGUGGGUGCGUUGUCGGCGAUGGCGAUCAAGAGACCGACUGCGAUUCAGAAAGCAUGUAUACCGGAGAUCCUUAAAGGGAGGGACUGUAUUGGUGGAAGUAGGACAGGUUCCGGAAAGACAGUUGCCUUUGCGGUUCCAAUCUUGCAGAAGUGGGCGCAGGAUCCGUUCGGAGUGUUUGCCGUGGUCUUGACGCCGACUAGAGAACUGGCUCUGCAGAUUUUCGAGCAGUUCAAGGCUAUCUCUGCCCCGCAAAACCUGAAGCCUGUCCUAAUCACCGGCGGAACCGAUAUGCGUCCUCAGGCCAUUGCGCUUUCGCAGAGACCUCAUGUGAUCAUUGCAACACCCGGUCGUCUCGCGGACCAUAUCAAUAAUUCUGGACAGGAUACUAUUUGUGGCCUGAACCGUGUGCGCAUGGUGGUUCUCGAUGAAGCGGAUCGACUACUUGCCAGUGGUCCUGGUAGCAUGUUGCCUGAUGUCGAGACCUGUCUAUCGGCCCUGCCUCCUUCUAGUGAACGCCAGACACUCCUGUUCACCGCUACAGUGACACCGGAGGUCAGAGCACUGAAAUCUAUGCCUCGACCAGCCAAUCGCCCACCGAUCUUCAUGACCGAAAUAUCUACUGAAAAUCAGGGAUCUAUUCCACCAACCCUGAAACAGACCUACCUUCAAGUCCCCAUGACACACCGCGAAGCAUUCCUCCACGUCCUUCUAUCCACUGAAGGCAAUGCUUCGAAACCAGCGAUCAUCUUCGUUAACCGCACAAAAACAGCGGAUCUCCUGGAACGCACCCUCCGACGACUGGGACACAGGGCCGCCUCACUACACAGUCUGCUCCCUCAGUCAGAGCGGACAGCAAACCUCGCUCGUUUCAGAGCAGCAGCUGCUCGUCUUCUGGUAGCCACCGAUGUUGCUUCUCGUGGUUUGGAUAUUCCGUCAGUCAGUCUAGUUAUCAAUUUCGAUGUUCCUCGGAACCCGGACGACUAUGUCCAUCGUGUCGGUCGUACUGCUCGUGCCGGACGCCACGGUGAAGCAGUCACUCUUGUUGGACAGCGAGAUGUGCAACUUGUCCUUGCUAUUGAACAGAGAGUCGGCCGCCAAAUGGUAGAGUGGGAAGAAGAAGGCGUCAGUAUCGAAGGAAGGGUUGUACGUGGUGGUGUUCUGAAAGAGGUGGGAGAGGCCAAGCGAGAGGCAAACGGAGAAAUCGAGGAAGGACGCGACGUACUAGGGCGCAAGAUAAACAAGUUGAAGAAGGCGCGGUGA
Messenger RNA from Paecilomyces variotii, 1590 nucleotides. RefSeq names its product dead box ATP-dependent rna helicase. Gene Ontology annotation, molecular function: ATP binding; nucleic acid binding; RNA helicase activity. The transcript is spliced from 2 exons. Lineage: Eukaryota; Fungi; Ascomycota; Eurotiomycetes; Eurotiales; Thermoascaceae. The record is from RefSeq and is a predicted model, not a curated record. Bases 1 to 1590 code for a protein of 529 amino acids.